This is a messenger RNA of Paecilomyces variotii, 903 nucleotides long. RefSeq names its product cochaperone Pam16. Gene Ontology annotation, biological process: protein import into mitochondrial matrix. Bases 292 to 711 code for a protein of 139 amino acids. Gene Ontology annotation, cellular component: TIM23 mitochondrial import inner membrane translocase complex. The transcript is spliced from 2 exons. NCBI's taxonomy places the organism in Eukaryota, Fungi, Ascomycota, Eurotiomycetes, Eurotiales, Thermoascaceae. The record is from RefSeq and is a predicted model, not a curated record.
AUUAUAUUAUUUAGCAGUACUGGAGUGAGGAUGGUAUGAACAGCUUCAGGAUGCUUCUAGAACGAGAUCUAAGUACUACUAUGAUCCAUAACCAGACCCAUCUGUGGUCCCUCAACGCCUGAGGCACUACUUCUGCCUUGCCGCCUUGCCGAGAUCGCUCUUCCGCGCUAAACCCGCUCCAAAAUUUUACCCUCUCCGAACGUGAAUCUGGCUGUUGUCCAUCGUUCUCCAGUCCCAGACGUGUCUACCGUGGAUUAAACAUAUUCAAUUUACCCCCUCAGACACACAAAUAUGGCGCAUCGCAUUCUCACGCAGGUUGUCGUCACGGGUACCCGGGUGCUUGGAAGAGCCUUUGUGGAGGCUUACAAGCAGGCCUCUGCCUCCUCGAAAUAUGCAGCUCAGGCGGGCAAGGGCAACACCUCCGGAGGGAACACGUUCAAGUCUUCCGGCCUGACGCUGGAUGAGGCUUGCAAGAUCCUCAACGUGAAGCCGCCACAGGCGGGAGAAGCCAACCUGGAGGCCGUCACAGAGCGGUUCAAGAAGCUCUUUGACCUCAACGAUCCUCAGAAGGGCGGAAGUUUCUAUCUGCAAAGCAAGAUCCUGCGCGCGCGGGAACGCAUCGAGAUGGAGAUCCGGGAGGCUGAACGGAAGGCGAAGAUGGACAAGGAGAUCCGGGAAGGGUGGAAGCCGCAAGUGUACAAGGACCGGUGAUUUUCCUUUGGCUGGUCGGAUUCGAAAUACUUCCGCGGAGUUGACUGAACGAUCUGGCGGCUCGAACAUCAACUGCACGAUUCACACGGAAUCUUCGCACGUUUAUUCUUGGAUUCGAAGCAUAGCAUGGCGUUUUGGUUGGUUGGUUUCUUUCCCUCGAGACUUUGAUCGGAGAGAACUAGAUCUGGUUUC